AUGAAUGAUGCUGGUAAGCGUCUAAUGGGCAAUAGUGACUUUACUACAGGUCAAUACACUGCAAAACAAGAGCCACAGUCUAAUUUUCAAAGCCAAAAUGCACAGAAUAAUGGGCCGUCACAGUUCGAAAACCGUUCACAACAGCCGCUGGGACAAGGGUUUCAAAGGAAUAAUCCCCUAGUGCAGCAUCCUCCUAUCAAUACCCUUGGAAAGGAAUCUGGAAUGUUCAUGAAUAAUUCAAGUAUUAAUAGAUCAAUUUCUAACACAUCUCCAAUGCUAUACCAUUGGACCAAACCAACAAAUACCGAUGAAGAAAAAAAAGCAGAUGAUAAUUCUGAUAAUGGAGUCCCAAAACAGACAUCACUCAUACAACAACCCUAUCAACGACAGUCUUAUCCUUCUGACUAUACUCCGAUAUAUCAUCAACAACAACCACGGUUUGUAGGUCAACAAAGUGUUCCUCCACCACCUCCUCCUUCCACAAAUCAUGCUCUUCCUAUUCAGCAAGAUUUCCAAGCUACCAUAGGCCAUCCACAACAGGCUCCGGUUUAUGGAAGAGUACCUCUUAGAAAUAUGAACCAGACGGUAAUACAGGCAGUCCCCCUUCAUAGUCAAUACUUUACUGCAUAUGGAAUGCCACAAAUACCGACAGGACAACAAGAGCCUUUAUUGAUAUCUAAUGCUCCACCUAUUUCUUAUAUGCCCACUAUUCCAACUACUGUUCCUGUCACAACCUUCCAAAGGCAAAAUUCAAAUGCCUUGCCUAAUAUGUAUAUUGAUAAUGGCCAGAAGGUACCCGUGCAACCGGAACAAAUAGCGUCCAAACAAUAUAUACCAUCGACUCUGAAUAAUGUUGUUCAUUCGCAUACCAACAGUAACAUUUAUUAUACUUCUCCCAAUUAUCAAAUGGUGCCUGAAGAUAUUAGUCGUUCGCAUCACUCACAAAACUUUAUUACAUCACAAACAGUUGUGACCCAACCUAAUUUCAAAACGGGACAAUUGCCUUUCUCAUACCCUAAUAUUGUAGCUCCCAAAGAAGAAAGAAGAAAUGAUUCUUCCUUUUCUAUUGAUAAUACUAAUCCUAACCCGGAUAAUGCAAAUUCCAACACUACCACCAUCAUCAACAACAACAAUAGCAAUGCUGUAGCUAUCGCAACGAUAUUAUCCAUGGGAGAGUUUGAUAUUGAAUCACAAUCCUAUCGGUGUCGAAUAUGUGAGAAGAAAUUCAAAAGGCGGUCAUGGUUAAAGCGACAUUUACUAUCACAUUCAUCAGAACGACAUUAUUUAUGCCCCUGGUGUUUGAGUAGACACAAGAGAAGAGAUAAUCUUUUACAACAUAUGAAAUUGAAGCAUCCAAAUAAUUUAAUUAAUGAAUUAAAAUUACGAAAUUUUAUUUCUUCACAAACUGCUGCUGCUUCAGUGGCCUUUGUAACGUCAGCAGCUCCAAGUAUUAUGAGCAUUAAUGAUGGGAUGAAUAAUACCGUUGCAGGUACUGUUGAUAAUGCCGUUUCGACACCUGGGUAUGAAACAGGUAUUACUAUUAAGGAUUUAAUUUCUGAAGGUUUAAUUAAUAAAGAAGACGUCAAAAGGCUGUUAAAUAUUCUGAUUGAUGAAUAUAAUAAUUGA
This is a messenger RNA of Naumovozyma dairenensis CBS 421, 1626 nucleotides long. It is a transcript of the gene MOT3, whose product is annotated as Mot3p. The transcript has a single exon. Bases 1 to 1626 code for a protein of 541 amino acids. The record is from RefSeq and is a predicted model, not a curated record. Gene Ontology annotation, cellular component: nucleus. Gene Ontology annotation, biological process: regulation of gene expression. NCBI's taxonomy places the organism in Eukaryota, Fungi, Ascomycota, Saccharomycetes, Saccharomycetales, Saccharomycetaceae.